GCUUUUCCUUUCUUCCCUCUUCUUCUUUUCAAGCUUUUCAUGAUCUUUCCUCUCCUUUAAAUUUUCUUGUUCCCCCUAUUUCUAAAUAUUUCUUUUUAAGUGUCUUCUUUCUAUAUCAUUUAACUUACUCCCACUAUAUCAUUUACUUACAUAUCCCAAACAAAAAGAUCCCAUGUUGAAUUUCUUAUAACAUAUAUAAGAAAUAAGAUUAGUAAUUAACUCAAGAAAUACAAUAUUUCCUCCUCAAAAAACUUAUUAGCAUUAUUUUUGGGAAAAAAAAAGAAGAAGAUGAAUAGAGAGAUGAAUGGUUAUGAAGGAGAAGGAGUUGCAAAAGAAAUGAGAAUAGAUUAUGUGUAUAAAGUAGUUGUAAUUGGAGAUUCAGCAGUUGGAAAAUCUCAAUUACUAUCAAGAUUUGCAAAGAAUGAAUUUUGUUUAGAUUCAAAGUCUACAAUUGGUGUUGAGUUUCAAACUCGUACUGUUACUAUUAAAUCUAAAGUUGUCAAAGCUCAGAUCUGGGAUACUGCUGGCCAAGAAAGGUACAGAGCAGUAACAAGUGCAUACUACAGAGGAGCACUAGGGGCAGUAGUAGUGUACGACAUAACAAAGAGACAAACAUUUGAUCAUGUAGCAAGAUGGAUAGACGAGCUCCGGGCACACGCCGAUAACUCGAUUGUGAUCAUGCUGAUCGGUAACAAGGCUGAUCUAGUGGAUCAAAGGGCGGUACCGACAGAAGAUGCUGUAGAGUUUGCACAAGAUCAGGGCUUGUUCUUCUCAGAGGCAUCAGCCCUUAGUGGGGACAAUGUAGAGAAAGCAUUCUUUAGGGUACUUGAGGAGAUAUAUAGUAAUGUGACCUCUAAGAAAGCCUUAGACUGUGAUUCUCCUACAGGGAAUAAAUUGAAUGGUCAUGCUUCAGUUCCAUUACAGGGCUCGAAAAUCGAUGUUAUAUCAGGUUCUGAUCUUGAGAUCAGUGAGAUGAAGAAGUUGCCCUCUUGUUCUUGCUAAUAACUCUUGUGAUUGAACAGUAUUUUGUCUAUUUUAAUUGUAACAUGUGAAUGAGCUGAGUAUUGUUAAACUUGCAUACUAUGGUGAAUUUAUAUGCAACGGGUAGGGAGUGUUAGUAGUCUUAAAGUUCAAAGAAUGACAUUGUUACUCCCAAAUUAUAUACUUCUUCCAUUUUGAAAUAAGUGAAACACUUCUCUAUUUUAUGUGAGAGCUUUUUGAAGAGAGUGUUUCAAUAUUUGAGAACGGAAGAAGUACAAAUCUACUAUUUGCGUCGCACCGUAUGCUAUGUGCGACGCAAAUGGUUACAAGAUUUGCGUUGUUUCCUAAUACGACGUAAAUUACUUAUUGGCCGUUUGCGGAUGAUUUAUAAGUGAUUUGGGGUGACCUAGCAUAUUAUAUGCCUAUAUAUUGUAUACUUGGCUGGUUUUAAGUGUGGCCAUUGGUACAUUUUGGGAUCACUAGGUGUGCUUCACUAUAAAGUUCUAUUUUGGGGUAGUUGAUAUAUCAAUCUCUGAUAUUUAAAGAGGUUCGCGAGUGUGUAAAAUUAUGUGAAACAUCGAUAUUUUUAUUCUAUGUGAAACAUUAUUGUUGUGA
Messenger RNA from Beta vulgaris subsp. vulgaris (sugar beet), 1596 nucleotides. Its product is annotated as ras-related protein RABA3. The transcript is spliced from 2 exons. Bases 289 to 1002 code for a protein of 237 amino acids. The record is from RefSeq and is a predicted model, not a curated record. Gene Ontology annotation, molecular function: GTPase activity; GTP binding. Lineage: Eukaryota; Viridiplantae; Streptophyta; Magnoliopsida; Caryophyllales; Amaranthaceae. Gene Ontology annotation, cellular component: endosome.